This is a messenger RNA of Neltuma alba, 1537 nucleotides long. RefSeq lists its product as uncharacterized. The record is from RefSeq and is a predicted model, not a curated record. Bases 192 to 1166 code for a protein of 324 amino acids. The transcript has 2 exons. NCBI's taxonomy places the organism in Eukaryota, Viridiplantae, Streptophyta, Magnoliopsida, Fabales, Fabaceae.
GCUUUUCUGUGUUUUCUGUUUUCUCCCAUUUGUUCGAUCUUGGAUUCUGAAAACGCAAUGUUCUGAAAUAAGCUGCCCCAAAUAGAUCAAAGGGCUUCUGCUGCGCUUGACUGAUCAAGAUUGCAUUUUCCUUCAAAAUCCUACGCUUUCCCGGAAAGUUUUUUCCCCACGAAGUGCUAAUUUCCUUUUCCAUGGCAAAUGCCUGGAAAAGAGAUAAACCCUCCGGACUACGCUCCCCGAGAUUCCUCCUUCUACUUCUCUCUGGUUCUCUUAUCCUUCUCUUUAUCUUCUUUUCCCUCACUACUCGCCCCUCCAAUCCCAGUCCUGGCUUCCUCGCCGUAAACACUCGUCUCUCGUUCCACGCGAUUUCUCCUUUCGAUUGCAUCAAAUCUCCACAAGCACACCCGGUGAUUGCUAGCACCGUCGAAGGCGUUCGAUACCCGUUUCUGUACUCCCUUUCCGAUUUCGGAAAUUUGCCUGACAAGCCUCACAAGAACAUUGUCAGAAUCCUCAAAGGGAAACGUUUUAGGAAACCCGAUAUUUCGGCAACGAUUCAGGAUGUUUUGGAGAGGAUGAAAAGCGAAGGACGAGAUGGUUUUGUUGUCGAUGUGGGCGCCAAUGUGGGGAUGGCAAGCUUCGCUGCCUCGGCUAUGGGUUUUCGGGUUCUGUCAUUCGAACCUGUUUUCGAGAACUUGCAGAAGAUUUGUGAAGGGAUUUACUUCAAUAGGGUGGCGGAAUUGGUCACUCUAUUUCAGGCUGCAGCAUCGGAUCGGCUUGGUAACAUUACCUUUCACAAGUUGGUUGGUCGGCUGGACAAUAGUGCUGUUUCUGCAACUGGUGCAAAGUUGGCAUUUCAAUCCAAUGAAGAGAUAGCUCUUCAAGUAAAGUCUGUUCCUCUAGAUGAAGUGAUUCCUGAGUCGGAGUCAGUGCUUCUGCUGAAAAUAGAUGUUCAGGGAUGGGAACAUCAUGUGCUUAAAGGAGCAUCGAAGCUUCUCUCAAGAAAAGGAAGUGAGGCCCCAUAUCUCAUAUAUGAGGAAGAUGAGCGCUUGUUGCAGGCGAGUAAUAGCAGUGCAAAAGAGAUUCGCGACUUUCUCAAAACUGUGGGUUAUCAUGAUUGUACUCAGCAUGGCACAGAUGCUCAUUGCACCAAGAAGGCUUCAACAUAACUUUCCUCUUCAAAAUUUUCUCUCGAUGGAUGGUGGGGUCCGCUGGCAUAUUCAUUUUAAUCAGUUUUGAUUAGCUGCUUUCAGCUAUCUAUAAUACAAAAGAGCAUUGGGUAAGAAUUUCUCUUGAUUACAAAUGCUAGCGAGACUGAGUUAGGGAUUGAAUGGUUAACAGCAGGCUUCAGAAUAUCUUGAUGAAUCUCACACAGUGAUAUGAGUUGGAAAUAGAUCUGCAGCUUGAGGUGUAUUCUCUAGGAGCUUUUAGGUUUGAUUUCCUGUUCUUUUGUUUGAAAUUUGAUUUAUCCAUUUUUUCUUCAAAUGUAUGUCAGAUGUAGUGAAAUUACAAAUGCUAAUGGUCAAUUGGCCUCACAUCA